This is a messenger RNA of Polypterus senegalus (gray bichir), 3561 nucleotides long. RefSeq names its product NF-kappa-B inhibitor alpha-like. Lineage: Eukaryota; Metazoa; Chordata; Cladistia; Polypteriformes; Polypteridae. The record is from RefSeq and is a predicted model, not a curated record. The transcript is spliced from 6 exons. The coding region runs from base 544 to 1500 and encodes 318 amino acids. Gene Ontology annotation, molecular function: protein binding.
UGACAGUGCGAUUACUUCCCGCACCUCACGUUUUCUGCACCCGUCAGAUUCUCAGUUCACAGCGCAGAUUCGAUGUUGAGGAGAGGCGGACUUUCCCAAGUGUUGUAACCGACCUUUCCUCCUCCUUUUCAGUCGAUCUCUACGAUCGGACCUUUUGGAAGCUGCUGCUUUAACACGUGCGCCGGGGAGGAGAUUCGUCAGUUGGGAGAGUGCGGCGUUAUGGGGCGCUAGAACAGGUUCUGCCAGCUGACUCUCCAGAUCCUGAGCAACAAACUCGCUGUCAGGGCUGUAAGGCAGGCGCCAUCGUCGUGCGCUUCGGUGCCCGUGCGGGGUAUUUCCCCAUUCUACGAAGGAACUUCCAGCUUGUGGCUGGCCGCCUGGCAAGCAUGACUAAGGCGCCUCACUUGUACCUCUCGCAUCAGCCCAUUGCAAGAAUCGCAGCAGCGACGGGGAGCUGCUUUCAGUUCGCCUCUCUCUUCAGACCGCUUUUCUAAGCUUGCUAAUGACGGAUUGUCUAAUCUAUAUGCCCUGGUUCUUUCCAGCAUGGAAUUAACUGAUGAUAUGAUACCCAUCGAUUCAGACUGUUUCACUUUAGAACAAAGCUAUCCGGAGAAGCGUAACGAAGCAACAGACAUGAAGAAAACGCUGCCCCUGGAGUGCUCACAGGAGGCGGACGACUUGUGCGACUCCGGCUUCUUGGAGAACUUCAACUCCGGCUGCUCGCUGCAUGACCGACGGAACCAGGAUGGACAAGAAGGGGACAUGGACAUAGCGGAGACGCGUGCUAGCCUGUGGAGAUUUUUGUCAGAAGAUCAAGACACGUUUCUGCAUUUGUGCAUCAUCCAUGAGUCAGAGGACAGAGCUCUGUCAAUUAUUCAUCAAGCCAGUCCAUCUUUCCUAAAUUUCCAAAACACACUGUACCAGACACCACUCCACUUGGCUGUUUACUUACGGCUGGUGAAGACGGUCCGUGAUCUGGUCUUGUGGGGUGCAGACACCAAUCUCCAAGACUGGAAUGGGAACACACCUCUUCAUCUGGCCUGUGACUACGGAUACGUAGACUGUCUGCAGGCCCUGACAAAGCCCCCCACCGAUGAAGAGCAGCUCCAGCGUCCACAACAGUUAAUUGAUCGUCCAGACCUGAAGAAGCAUAAUUGGAGAGGUCACGCUUGCAUUCACAUCGCUGUGCUGCAGGGAAAUUACCAGAUGUUGGAGAUUCUUCUGUCCCUAGGAGCGGAUAUCAAUGCUGAGGAAGUAACAUGGGGGAGGCGACCCUUGCAUCUCGCAACAGAGAAUAAUGACAUUAAAAUGGUAUCACUGCUGCUGGAAAGGGGAGCACAAGUGGAUUCUGAAACAUAUAGUGGGGUGACCCCGGUAGAGCUGGCCAUUGGGCGAGGCAAUGGGCAACUUGCUGUGGAACUUCAACACGCCAGUAUGAUUAUUAAUGGCUGCUUCUUUGAUGAUCUGAAACUAAGAGGCCUCCCACUAACAAGUCAUUAAUGGAGCCAGUUACUCACCAAGCUUCCCCCUCUGAACUUGUUAAGGGGGAUUUUUUCAGGACACUUUUGGAAUUCACCUCCUACCUGAACCCUGCCUCGGGCCACUAGGCUUGUUUUUUGAAGGAUUGCAUUGAGCCUAUGUGGGUGAAUAUAUGUGUGUUUUCUCUCUGAACUACUGAUUUGUAUUUUUGGGAGGUAGGAUUGAGCAGUGAGUGCUCAUUUUAUGUAGCCGAGUUCCCUUCCUCCUUUUUUUAUAUUUUCUUGUCAAUCCAGGCCUAUCAGCACUAAGCAAACACUUCAUUCACCCUAGAUCUAGGAAAAGUAGAGCUUCUUUAUAAGGAACCUGCAGCUUCUCUCUCUAAGCAUUAAAACAGAAUCCAUUCAAUGGCAAACUGACCCAUCCUUGUUAUUCAUCUGUAAGCAAUGAGUUUGUCAUAUCAAACUAUUGAAGGAAUUCUAUAUACCAGACGUCAUCAUCCUCCUAAUGCUAAAAACAACAAUAAUGAUGAUGAAACUUUUGAAACCAGCAUGCUAUUAAGUAUUUUUCAAUCUACAGUCCUUGUGGAUGACUGGAUUUUAUCAUUAACUGUGUGCGAAUAUAUUUAGCCUUCCAGGAAUUAUGAUAAGGCUGCAGUUACAAUAUUUGUUUGGCAGCAUGAGACCGUUUAUGCAGUUUGUAUCAAAAGCAGUUACCAUAUUGGAAUUGGCUGACAAUAUUGAAAUGUGUGGAAUCUUAACUUGCAGAUCCAUUUAUUAUCAUUGUGUAGAAUGAAAAAUGGUACUGCAUUCCUUAGUUUAAUGUGUAUGCUGUGUAGGAAAGCAGACUGUGCUUUUGUGCUGUCUCUUAAGCCAAAUGAGGCCAAGGCAGAGAAAAAGAAAAAAGCUGUAACAACAAAAGUGAUGAAUACAGAGGGAAAGUAAACGGGACAAGCUAAUAGAUGAAACACAAGAAGCAUAUGUCCACAUUAGGUCAUCUUGUACUGCAUUUUGUGCUUAUCUGUCAGGUUGGCUAGCUGCCUGCCAAAUGUUAUUUUAAAAGGGUUUCCUCCUGUUCAAGUUAAUUUUCGACUUCACAGUUAUUUGCCAUUUAUACACCAUACAUUGAGGUUUUAACUUGCGUGUUUCCCUCAGACUAGUGACAGCUUUAUUCAGUUUUCUUUUUUUUGGCCCCUCUUUUUCCCAGAAGUUGAACCCUUGUCUUGCAUUUCACUUCCAGCUCCAACCAUAUCUAAUAGAAUCAGUUUUGAAAUCUUGGGUAAGAAUUACUUUUGGGAGCACCAUGGGGUUGAUUAGAUUAUGGACCUCCUGGGGCCACCUUCCUCUAACAGACCCCGAUAACCCUGCUGUCCUGUUUCCUCUGCUCACGAGUCCAAGAAACCUCUAGGUCACCGGUCUAUUAUAGUGGUUUUCCCUGACGCCACUAGCCUGGAAGAGACAUGCACAAUUACACAGGGUUCCACUACUAUUCUAGGAUAAAUGAUGCAGUUGAAAAAUAUCUGACUCUGUGGUCCAUAAGCAAGGAUCAUAAUGUCCCUUUGUCCUACUAGAGUAGCCAUCUCUAAGAUUCGUUUCAUAUUAAAUAUUGAUAGUGGCCCCUACUGGUAUGGUUGACAAGGCCACAAUUGUAACACACCGCUGAGGUUCUAUCCUGCAUUAUGGAAAACUGCUUACACCUCUGACCUCUACAGGGGCCUACGUCACAGUGUUCAUAAUUCACCAUGAGAACAUGGAUGACAAGAACAUGGUGUUUCAUCAACAUCCAGAGACUGAACUUCUUGUGAAUAGCAAUAUCUUGCUAUCUGACGUUCACAUAGAGCUUUAUGCUUAACUGAACAGCAGCAGUGUCAGAUGGCGGGUAAUGCAAUGUAAAGGCAAGCACUUCGAUAUUGCCCUUCAGCCUUGAACGGUACUGAGUGUAAGAAAAGAACAAAUGAGUUUUGCUUUAUAGAAUACUAAGAUGUGAUACACAGAGAAAUGAGGCUGCCCAGGCAUUCCUACCCCAAGGGAAGCAUCAAACAUGGUAGACGAGUGGUAAAACACCAUUAAUUGGGGUGGAGAUUUA